This is a messenger RNA of Cydia fagiglandana, 3966 nucleotides long. It is a transcript of the gene GAA1, whose product is annotated as glycosylphosphatidylinositol anchor attachment 1 protein. The transcript is spliced from 12 exons. The coding region runs from base 148 to 2400 and encodes 750 amino acids. Lineage: Eukaryota; Metazoa; Arthropoda; Insecta; Lepidoptera; Tortricidae. Gene Ontology annotation, biological process: attachment of GPI anchor to protein. Gene Ontology annotation, cellular component: membrane; GPI-anchor transamidase complex. The record is from RefSeq and is a predicted model, not a curated record.
GUUUCAGAUUAUAGUUUAAAAGAUUUCGGCAUUUAAUUUAACUUUUCUUAAUCAUUAUAAAACAAAUCAAACCUGUAGUCCCUGUAUAUUCUGAGUUCAUUGAUAACGAAUACAUUAUAACACACAAGCUCAGCGGAAUCUAUCAAAAUGGGUCUGUUAUCAGACCCCGAGUACCGUUCCGUGAAAUGGGUGCGGGUGUUGAAAAGGAUCCACGGGCCUCUCUGUUUCGUGCUAUACGUGGGAGCCCUGGCCUGGUUCGUGCUGCUGGGCAACAAGGAGUUCAACAACGAGACGUAUUUUUCUGAGAACGCGCUGCUGCCGGGCCUUGUGACCACGGAGUUUAAUGGGGAACAUGCCGCUAAGCAGUUCUUUGAUGAGCUCACUAAAGAGAUUCGGUACAAGUUGGAGGAUGUGGAGCAGAUGCCGGUGGCGUGGCUGGUGGCCAAGAUGUCGCAGCUGCACCUCGAAGUGUAUACACACAACUUCACUCUCCACUACCCACUUGGCAAAGGGCAGGUAUACCACGGCACGAACGUGUACGGAAUCCUACGCGCGCCGCGCACAGCGUCUCUCGAAGCGUUAGUCCUCACAGCGCCGCACCGUGCUCCCGGCACGCACCAGAAAGACACAGCUGCCGGUAUCGCGCUUAUGCUCGCCUUCGCUCAGUUCGCUCGGUCACAAAAAUACUGGGCCAAGGACAUAAUAUUCCUAGUAACCGAGCACGAGCAACUAGGAAUGCAGGCGUGGCUAGAAGCCUACCACGGUAUCCAGCGCGACUCGGGGACCUUCUACACCAGUCUUGGCGGUUUCUGGUCGCCUGGUAUGCCGAGUCUGGACCUGGGGGCUUUGGGCAUGGGCUUUGAGCAUAAAAAGUGCUUGAAUCCUGGCAAGUUGAAGGGAAGGUCUGGGUCUAUUCAGGCGGCUAUUAAUUUGGAGAUUCAUACGCCUAAAAUCAAAUACAUCGAAGUGAAGGUCGAAGGUCUGAACGGGCAGCUGCCUAACCUGGACCUCGGCAAUCUGGUUCACAAGCUCUGCGUCAAGUCCGGCAUUCACCACUCUUAUAAGAACAGCUACUCGUGGAUACGCAAUCGCAAUACGGUAGACGAGUGGACCAACGGUGUCUACACCCUGCUGGGACAAGUGGUCACGCAAAUUGCGGGGGUACCGAAUGGCAAUCACGGCCUAUUCCACCGUUUCGGCAUCGAGGCAGUCACAUUAGAAGGCCGGGACGCCUCCGACCCAGCCGGCACGCCGCCUAAAGUCAAUGCUCUAACCUCUGCUAACUUCUAUCGCCUUGGUGUGGCGCUGGAGAGCAUAUUACGAUCGCUCAAUAAUUUGUUGGAGAGGUUCCAUCAGAGCUACUUCUUUUAUAUGAUGGCGGCUACCAACAGAUUCGUUUCUAUCGGUCAAUACAUGCCUUCCCUCUGUCUCCUAUGCGUGGCCAUGCUCAUCCGUGCCCUAUCCCUCUGGGUGACCACACAACAAGACAACGAAGAGGAAAAACCCCCCAAACCGAAACGAAAGACAUCAGGCGCCGACCUACCAGCAGACAACCCUGAGGUACCAGGAGAUAAUAAAACCGAGGUGAUACAAUCUGAAGAAAGCACACUUAGACACAGGAAAGUCGCAGAAUCUGAGUGCAAAGAAUCAAAGGAGCUUAAAGAAAAGUUCAAAACGGAGUUAGGCAAAGAAAAAAGCAAGAAGAGCGGAGGAAAGAGACGGAAAGAAAAGGAGGAGUCUAGCAUGAGCAUUGUCAAUAUUGGAGCGAACUAUUUACUCGUGCAUUUGCUGGGUUAUGCUGUUAUGAAUUCGCCUAUACUUUUAAGUCAGAUUGGUGCGGCACACGGUUACUCAUCAGAAUUAUCCGUAUACUACGGUCUCAUCGCUAUAUCUGUCCUCCUCACCCUAAUCUCCCCCUACCUCCCCCGUCUCCUCCGCACGGGCCGCAUCACCUACGAGGAGUUGUCUCUAGUCAAUAUUCUAUUACUAGUGGAGUUGGCGACAGUAUGUCUGUCUGUGGGCAUGCAUAACUACCCGCUAGGGUUGGCCAUGGCUGUCUUCUAUACUCCUGUGGCCCUGGUGAUUGGGGUGGUUACUAAAGGCGGCGGAAAGAAGGGCGCCAUCUCGUUGUUCCUGAAGCGAAUCUUCUGCCUGCUUCUGCACCCGCUGUCCGCCGUGACGAUUUCCAUGAUUUUGUACAGCAGUACGCUGUUCCCAGAGGAGUCGUGGCUGAGCACAGCGGGCCGCGGUCGCGACGCCGCCAUACAAGCCAUCAUGUUCUCCGUCGCUGAUUCCCUGAUAUAUGGAAACUGGCUGUUUAACGUAGCGUCGGCGACCAUCUUGCCCGUCUGGAUCAUAUUCUGGCAGAUCGUGUGCAACAAAGUUGAUGCACCGGCGUAAAUAACAUUCUUACCCACUUAUUCAUAAACGUUUACUAAAGUUGACAAGUCGAUAAUAAUCGUUUGUCCCUUUCCGACGUAGUGGUAUGAUGGAAAGGGACAAACGAUUAUUAUCGGCUUGUCAACUUUAGCAAACGUUUAUGAAUAAGGGGGUUAGUACCUACAGUAAGGACGGUAAGCAUGGAGAAUUUGGUACAUUGAGUGCGCUCUGUGAGUAAUAUAACCUCUAGCCGCCCAGAGACCUAUAACAAGGUCUCCUAUUCCAUUCUAAUUUGAACUUUGUGUUGACAAAAUAAAAUUUAAUUUUGCUUGGCAAGGUUUGACGUAUGGGCGGCUAGAGGAUAAGUAAAGAAAGAGUGCCAUCAGUUUUCUUAGCAAAACGCUCGUUAUUUCCUAGUCGACAUCUAGCAUCGAGUAGCGGAAUAUAUUAGUACUGGGUCAUUCCAUAAUAAACGCUACCAAGGGUUCAAAAAUGAAAACUGGUUUAAGAAGUCAAAACUAACUUAUUUCCAUAGAAAACAUACCAAAGUUUCAUGUCAGUAAAAACCCGAAAAACAAAUGUUUUUAGGGUUCCGUACCCAAAGGGUAAAACGGGACCCUAUUACUAAGACUUCGCUGUCCGUCCGUCCGUCCGUCCGUCCGUCCGUCCGUCUGUCACCAGGCUGUAUCUCACGAACCGUGAUAGCUAGACAGUUGAAAUUUUCACAGUAGAUGUAUUUCUGUUGCCGCUACAACAACAAAUACUAAAAACAGAAUAAAAUAAAGAUUUAAAUGGGGCUCCCAUACAACAAACGUGAUUUUUGAUCAAAGUUAAGCAAUGCGACGUCGGGAGUGGUCAGUACUUGGAUGGGUGACCGUUUUUUUUUUUCAUUAUUGUACGGAACCCUUCGUGCGCGAGUCCGACUCGCACUUGCCCGGUUUUCUUGGAUUGCUCUCCAACCUGGCCGAUCUUCUGCCUUCCGCAUAGAGCCCUGGAACUUGACGCGAUAUUAGUACUGCUAGUCGACAAUAGAUGUCGCGGCGAACAAAAACUCUAAUGCUCAACAAUUUUCAGCUAAUAUUAUGACCGGAUUACGCGAAACUCUAUUUUCAACUCCUUCUGCUUCUAAUAUUAAUUGUAAACUGUUAUAGCAGUGCAUUUUUCGUUAGUAGCGACACUUUGUGACAUCUGGUGUCAAGUAGCGGUACUGAUAGUUCCACUACUUGACGUUAGAUGUCGACUACGAAAUAACGCGCGUAAGUAAACUGAUGUAUGGAGUUAUCACUCUCUCUUUACUUAUAUUACUCUAUGGUGUCACUGACCGUCGGUACCAUGGGCGGGACAGCAAUAUAAUUCCGCGGUUGUGAUUGAGGUAGAAACAGGCAGGUCAAUGUACGAAAGUCUUUGUGCUUAGCGUCUUUACUUUACAAUAUACUGAGUGCAUCGUAUCUGUGCACGAGUGUCAGACUUGGUUUAUUUGGAUCAUGACAGUAUUAUUAUACGUUAGUGCCUGUAUUUGUACUGUAUACACCCGAAUUCAUGAUCAAAAUAGUAAUUCCAAAGACUUUAAUAAAUAAGUUUUGUGAA